Molecule: messenger RNA, 1270 nt
Organism: Neurospora hispaniola
Lineage: Eukaryota; Fungi; Ascomycota; Sordariomycetes; Sordariales; Sordariaceae
Exons: 3
Coding region: 1-894 (297 amino acids)
Source: RefSeq, a predicted model, not a curated record
AUGUCAUCGCCUCCGGAUCUGCCCUCUCUCAAGGCUCAAGACACGGAGCCGGGUGUGUUAUCUCCCACGCCUUCGGCAUCUCAGCCUCGAUAUGAUGUCCCCAAACGUGUGGUCGACAUGUAUAUAAAGCCGCGGAAAACCAUUGUCAACAAAUUGAAGUUUACCCCUCCAUUUGACGCCGUGGAGGUCGGCAGGACAGUUCAAUUCGGGUGUUACCCAAAGCGUGAGCUGAAGGAACCAGGUUUUGAGGACGGAGGCCGAAACUCGCCCAUCCUAACAACGAAUUGCGCUCUCGACCUGGUUCGCAGUCCGGAUGCCAUGCAUUGGUACACCUUUGCCAAUAGCGACGUGAUAUGGGACAUAAUGACCAAACCAGUAUCAAAUCGGGAAUAUCACACCUCAGGAAGCGAGGUCAUGCCCUUUGGUCCCGCCAACUCAGCCGCUCUCACUUCCGAUUACCAGAAACCCCUUAUUCCCCGAUACGCCACGGCCGUCCCCGAAUCGCCCCCGGAUCCCACCAAUGAUCCCUACGCCAGGGUGUGGAGGGAGCCUGCUGCCCUCGAAACGGUUGAGCCCUGGAAAGACAAAGUAGCACAAACAGCUGAGAAUGUGGAUCCCGACGGAAUUCCUCUCUCUCCUCCAUCAGUCUACCUGAAAAGUUCUUCUUCUUCGAGGAGGUCCUCGACAGUGGCAGUUCCUGCCUCCAAUGGUGAAUAUUUGAAAGAGAACACAGAGAUUAAACCGCUGUCUCAAAUCACAGUGGAGGAGAAGGAACUGGACACUGAGGAUGUGGAAACUCAGAGCCAAUCUGGGGAUGAAGUUAUGCACAUAGAUGCCGCCAAUGCCUCGGAUAGCGGCGGAUCACCCAUGGACCUUGAUGAAGAGGUGUCCUAGUCCCUCGCGAGCCCUGAAAGAAUACGGUGGCGUCUGGUGGCUAAUGAAAUUAAGUAGUUGAAGGAGGGGAUAUGUGCGUUCGUUGGAGUUGAUGCUUGCAGAGACGGAUGGGUGGUGAAUGUUGGAAGAAGCGAACAUGCCGGUAUUCAUGAUCUCCAGCGAGAUUUUAAUCUUGUUGUUCUAUUGUAUUGACUUGGGAUGGCCACAUCGCUUACCAUCAAACAAACAUUACGAGCAAUAGAUAUCGCUCACAUUAAGACACUUGACUUUGGGACUUUGGAAACGCAGAUUGCCGGGAGGGAAACAAAGGAGAAACAACAGCGAAUGCCGAGGCAGACAUAAUAUAGACUUGAAUACUUCCCGAACAGCCAUUACC